CCCACCGCGGCCCAGCCAUUUUCCUCCGGCAAAUUCCCACCACAGCGCGCGCGCGCGCUCCGCUCCAUGGAUGCCCCCCACUGCCCAGUCCGCCGCCAUCUGCCACCGCCGCUCCAGCUCCCGCCCUUCUCGUCUCCGAUUCUCGGGUACCGGCGCCGCGUCGCCAGCGCCGUGGCAUGCUGCUUCUCCGCGGCGCUUGGAGACCAGCACCAGGAGCGGCCGUGGGAGUCCUACGACCGCGACAUCCAGUCCCACGCCGGCUCCGACCUGUCCCGCUCCCUCGGCCUCCUCGCCGACAUGCAGGCGGCCGGGGCACGCCCCAGUGCCGCGGCGUACGCGCGCCUUAUCCGCGCGCUGGGCCGCGCGGGGCGCACGCUCGAGGCCGAGGCGCUCCUGCUCGAGAUGCGCCGCCUCGGCCCGCGCCCGGACGCCGCGCACUACAACGCGCUCCUCGAGGGGCUGCUCGCCAGGGCGCACCUCAGCCUCGCCGACCGCCUCCUCCUCCAGAUGGCCGACGACGGCGUCGCGCGGAACCGGCGCACCUACAUGCUCCUGCUGGACGCGUACGCGCGCGCGGGCCGGCUCGAGGACUCGUGGUGGGUCCUGGGAGAGAUGAGGCGCCGGGGCAUCCGGCUCGACACCGCCGGGUACAGCAUGCUGGUGCGCCUUUACCGGGACAAUGGCAUGUGGAAGAAGGCCACCGACCUCGUUAUGGAGAUGCAGGAGCUCGGGGUUGAGCUCGAUGUUAAGAUUUACAACGGAUUGAUCGAUACUUUCGGCAAGUAUGGCCAGUUGGCGGACGCACGCAGGAUGUUCGACAAAAUGCGCGCAGAAGGGAUCAAACCGGACAUUUUGACUUGGAAUGCUCUGAUUCUAUGGCAUUGUCGAGUUGGGAACAUGAAGCGUGCUCUGCGAUUCUUCACCUCAAUGCAGGAGGAAGGGAUGUACCCGGACCCAAAGAUAUUUGUUAUGAUCAUCAGCCGGUUGGGGGAGCAGGGGAAGUGGGAUGACAUAAAAAGGCUGUUUGAUGGCAUGAAGAAUCGAGGUUUCAAGGAGAGUGGCGUAGUGUAUGCUGUAUUGGUUGACAUUUACGGGCAAUAUGGCCAUUUCCGUGAUGCACAUGAGUGUAUAGCUGCUCUCAAAGCUGAAAAUACGCAGCUUUCGCCUCGCGUCUUUUGUGUCCUUGCCAAUGCUUAUGCUCAACAGGGGUUGUGUGAACAAAGUGUAAAUGUACUUCAGUUAAUGGAGGAAGAAGGAUUUGAGCCAAAUCUUGUUAUGCUGAAUUUGUUAAUCAACGCUUUUGGCACUGCUGGAAGGCAUUUAGAGGCACUGGCUGUAUUCCAGCAUAUCAAGGAUAGUGGUAUGAGCCCAGAUGUUGUGACAUACACUACACUUAUGAAAACAUUCAUGAGAGCAAAGAAAUUUGAAAAGGUAUCUGAAGUUUACAAGGAAAUGGAACGUGCUGGAUGCACUCCGGACAGGAAAACUCGAGAAAUGUUGCAUGAUGCCUCUGUUAUAUUGGAACAAAGAGGAUGUAUCUAUUGAAAUUGGAACACUUGCUAUUCUAAAUGGCCCAGGUGUCAAUGUUCCUAGUGUCUUGCAAAUGCAUGGUGAAGAAAUCAUCUGAAAGGAAACAGAAGGUGGGUAUUAGUUUUACACCUUAAUUUAUAUGCUAUCGUUUCUCUAGUUCUCCUAUUCGGAUGACACUAUAAGAUGGAUUAUCAAUUUGCAUAAGUUGUUCCAAGUAACUAAUCCACCAAGUAGACAUUUAAUUUUGUGUUAUCAGUUUUAUCUACUGCUGAUUUGAUGAAAAGAAUAUCUGGGAAAAAAACAUUUGAUUAGACUAUGGAAGUUUGAUGUCCAUCACCUUCUAUGGUGUCACUAUGUAUAUGUAAAUGUUGCCUUACCAUAUGAACAUGUCCAUGACCUCUCCAUUUCAACUUUGAAGGCCUACUUGAUUUACUUCCAACAUAUCAGCUAAUCCUUUGAUCACACUUGAUAGAAAGUUCCCUUUCAUCAAGAUGAUAGCUCACUGGUAUUGUUCUCCUAUGCUGGGAAAUAAUGUGCCUGCAAAAAGUGGGACGAUCACAGGAUACUCUUCGUGUCCAAAACUUCGAAAAGUUUAUGUUGCACAGAGAGGUGAACAAGGUCUGGGGUUUACUGAUGCUGGUUUGCACUUCGGUGGCCAAUCAGGAUUUUUACUGGUAUGCUUUAAACUUGAGUGCAAAUGUCAAUCAGGGUUUAUGGUCAAAGACUCAAAGUAACCCUAUCAGGCAUAAAGAUAGAGUAAACAGAAAGCGAAAGAGUCAUGAAUAAUGAGAAGGAUAUUGAUAAGUAUGGGGAUGAAGUGCAUCAAUAUUGUGGAAAUUCCUUAUGUUGCUGUCAUUCUGAGUCAUAUCUUAGGAACUUAGUACGACAAAUAAAUGUAGAAAAAUAUUAGGUGUACUGAUUAUUGACUUUGUGACUAGAUUCAGCUAACUACAGGGUCAGCUUAUGUAAUCAGCCAUCAUGUGGCUUCCAGCCAACUAUAUUUUUCACUAAUUACAAUACCUACUUUUCAUUUCUCU
This is a messenger RNA of Panicum virgatum (switchgrass), 2567 nucleotides long. RefSeq names its product pentatricopeptide repeat-containing protein CRP1, chloroplastic-like. The coding region runs from base 67 to 1545 and encodes 492 amino acids. Lineage: Eukaryota; Viridiplantae; Streptophyta; Magnoliopsida; Poales; Poaceae. Gene Ontology annotation, molecular function: protein binding. The transcript is spliced from 5 exons. The record is from RefSeq and is a predicted model, not a curated record.